Molecule: messenger RNA, 1058 nt
Organism: Arabidopsis arenosa
Lineage: Eukaryota; Viridiplantae; Streptophyta; Magnoliopsida; Brassicales; Brassicaceae
Source: the annotation of a GenBank genome assembly
AGAAAAGAUGAACAGAGCACUUCUUGAAAGAGAUUUCCUCUAAGUCCUUUUUUGGCGUUUAAGACCUAUGAAUAAUGAGGCAAAACGCGAUCCUUCUAACGUUGAAACGCAAGUUAAGAUAUUGGUUGAGGAUUUGAAAAGCCAUUCAGCGGAUAGUCAAAGAAACGCAACCGCAGAACUCAGGUUGCUAGCGAGAUAUGACAUGGAUAAUCGGAUUGUGAUAGAAAACUGUGGUGCGAUCGGCUUGCUAGUGAAUCUUCUUUACUCUAACGAUCCGGAGACGCAAGAAAACGCGGUUACCGCGCUUCUCAACUUAUCGAUAAACAACAACAAGAACAAAAGUGCGAUCGUUGAUGCGGGUGCGAUCGAACCGCUGAUUCAUGUCCUAGAAAACGGAGGAUCUGAAGCGAAAGCGAAUUCAGCUGCAACCAUUUACAGCCUCUCACUGUUAGAAGAAAACAAGAUCAAGAUUGGUAGUUCAGGUGCGGUUGGACCGCUUGUUGAUCUGCUCGGUAACGGUACACCUAGAGGUAAGAAAGAUGCCAUUACCGCGUUGUUUAAUCUCUCGAUACAUCACGAGAACAAGGCGAGGAUCGUGCAAUAUGGAGCUGUGAGAUAUCUUAUAGAGCUAAUGGAUCCAUCGGUUGGAAUGGUCGAUAAAGCGGUUGCGGUUUUGACGAAUCUAGCUACGAUACCGGAGGGAAGAAACGCGAUUGGUGAAGAAGGUGGGAUUCCUCUUCUUGUUGAAGUUGUUGAAUUAGGAUCUGCUAAAGGGAAAGCAAACGCAGCAGCCACUCUUCUUAGACUUAGUACAAAUAGCGGUCGCUUCUGCAAUAUGGUUCUUCAAGAAGGUGUUGUUCCUCCUCUUGUUGCUUUAUCUCAAUCCGGUACUCCCCGAACCCGAGAAAAGGCACAAGCUUUGCUUAGCUACUUAAGGAAUCAACAGCAUGAAAAUGCAUGACGUCGUGGGGACUGAGAUUUCGCAGAUCUUUGCUUUGUGAUUGUAAAUUUGUACAAAUAAUUAAUUCCAUUAUAACUUAUAAAGAUUGUUGAGAAUA